AUGGCAGAAGGUCCGUCAAAUUACCCACCAAGUCCUCGACCCGAGAACAGGGGCAUUUUGGCCCGUGCUUCUCGUGUCGACGGAAUCGUGGGAAAAUUGUUUAGCGACAACGAUAUUCAUCAUGAGGUGAAUCAGGUGCACAAUCCUGUUAACUCGGAAGUUCAACUCGGAACUCCGACCAGUCCAAAUCUUCUUCCUGAGGAAACUCCGACUUGUUGGUUUAUCAAAUUUCAAAAGGCUUUGAAUGCAAAUUUCGUACAACUUUGUACACCAGCAGCUCGAACAGCAUCACAGACACAUGAAUCUGCAACUCAGUUUUCUGAGUUAGAUUUUAAAAGCACCAACAACGAAGCAGAGUAUGAUGCAUUUCUCGCAGAUCUCCGCCUAGCAAUUAAAAUUGGAGCAAAGAAUGAAGAAGCGCAUGUUGAUUCUCUAUUGGUUGCGGAACAGAUUAACGGUUGUUGUGACGCAAAAGCUGAAACAAUGGCCCUGUAUCUUGAACAGGCGAGAACCUUAAUCAAUCAGUUUCAGACCUUUAAGAUUAUCCAUACCAACAAAAGCAAGAACAAGCACGCGGACGCGCUAAGCAAGUUAGCCGCUACAAGUUUCAAAUACCUGGCAAAAGAGGUCCGCUUUAAAGUUCUCUCAAACCCAUUUGUUCCUCUGAGACACGUAAACAUGAUAGAAAUUGGGGAUCCAUCCUGGAUGUCCCCGAUUAUUAUGUUCUUAAAACAUGGAACUCUUCUAGAAGGAAAAACGGAAGCAAGGAAAAUUCAAAACAAAGCGCUCAUUUAUGAGAUGGCGGAUGGAAUUCUAUAUCGAAAGUAUUAUAUGGGUCCUUUUCUACGAUGCGUUGACAAACAUGACAUGCAAUAUAUGGUCCGAGACAUCCAUGAAGGACUAUGGGGAAUCCAUGCUGGCCCUCGCAUGGUGGUGGCAAAAAUCAUUAGCGUAGGCUAUUACUGGCCUGGCAUGCAUUUGGAUGCCGUCGAGAUUUUGCGCAAAUGUGCCUCGUGCCAACGCCACGCUCCAAAGACCCUUCGCCCAAAAAACCCUUUGGUUCCGGUAACCGCAGCAUGGCCUUUCCAACAAUGGGGAAUCGAUCUAGUAGGUCCUUUUCCCGAUUCGCAUGGCACAGUAAAAUUUAUCAUAGUUGCAGUGGAUUACUUCACCAAGUGGGUAGAAGCCAAAGCUCUAGCAUCAACCACCGCAAUGGAAAACGGUCAAGUUGAAAGUGUUAAUAAACAGAUUGUAGAUGGCAUCAAAGCAAGAUUGGGAACUGCAAGAAGAGGCUGGGUCGAUGAACUCCCAAGUAUUUUAUGGGUUCACCGCACCAUGCCAAAGACUAGCACGGGAGAAACACCAUUUAGCCCCGUCUACGGUACAGAGGCCGUAAUUCCAGCAGAGAUCGGUCUCCCGUCACCUCGCAUGCUAGCCAUGGAGAAACAAAACAAUGAGCAAGAGCGCAGACUCGACUUGGACCUCCUUGUAGAAAGACGAGAGAAUGAAGCCAUUAACGAGGCCAAGUGCAAGUCAAAGUUGGAAAAAUAUUACAAUGCAUCCGGUGCGCAUAUGCACUUUCCUACCGGGAGACUUCGUCCUAAGAGAUAA
Messenger RNA from Helianthus annuus (common sunflower), 1611 nucleotides. RefSeq lists its product as uncharacterized. The record is from RefSeq and is a predicted model, not a curated record. Gene Ontology annotation, molecular function: RNA-DNA hybrid ribonuclease activity; nucleic acid binding. The transcript has 3 exons. The coding region runs from base 1 to 1611 and encodes 536 amino acids. Lineage: Eukaryota; Viridiplantae; Streptophyta; Magnoliopsida; Asterales; Asteraceae.